Messenger RNA from Gigantopelta aegis, 1521 nucleotides. Its product is annotated as zinc finger protein 862-like. Bases 1 to 1521 code for a protein of 506 amino acids. Lineage: Eukaryota; Metazoa; Mollusca; Gastropoda; Neomphalida; Peltospiridae. Gene Ontology annotation, molecular function: protein dimerization activity. The record is from RefSeq and is a predicted model, not a curated record. The transcript has 3 exons.
AUGACAAAUGAAGUACAAGAACUAUUUCAAGCAAAACCUUUCUAUUGUUCUAUUAUGUUUGAUGGAAGCACAGACAAAACUCUGGCUGAGAAAGAAGUAAUUAGCAUCAAAUUACUACAGAACGGCAAACCAACAAUUAAGGUUUUAGGAAUAUGUGAACCAGAGAGUGGUGAAGCAGAUGAUAUAAAGGAAGCCAUAGAUAGAAAGUGUUUGGACAUGAAGCUGGAUCUCUCCUCCUCGUGUGUCGCAGUUGCAGCAGAUGGAGCUUCCGUUAACUUUGGGGCCAAAGGAGGGGUUUUAAAGAAGCUGCAGAAUGAGAUGCCUUGGAUAAAAAUGAUACACUGCUUGGCUCAUCGACUGGAAUUGGCUUUGUCAGAUGCUUUCAAGGAAACCUAUUACAAAGACACAGUGGAUGACUUGAUGAUGCACCUUUAUUAUAUGUACAGACGAUCAGCCAAGAAAUGGAAAGAACUGGAGCGCUUAUCCGAGUCGAUGAAUGAAAAUAUUGUCAAGCCAAGCAGGUCACAGGGCACUCGUUGGAUCGAUCAUCGCCGGAAAGCAUUAAAAGCACUUGAACGUGACUACACCUGCUUGGUGUGCCAGUUCGAAGACAUGGCGUCUGGGCAAAGAAAGGAUAUCAAACCAGCAGAUCAAGCAAAAAUGAAUGGCUAUCUAAAAAUCUUUAAAUCACACAAAUUCAUUUUGCAUGUUGCUGCAUACCAAGAUUUGGUAGAAGACUUAGCUUCACUCUCUCUCUGUCUGCAACAAGAUGAUUUGGCAGUUUCAAAUGUAAGGACCAGGAUUGAAGCUGUUUGUCUAUCUCUGAAAGCAAAACAAACCCAAUAUGGAAGACAGCUGCGCAAUGUAAUCAGUCAGACAACUGAAGAGAAUCAACACACAUUCCGAGGUGUGACGCUAUCAUCAGGUGCUAACACCAUGACAGACUUUGCAAAACAUCAUACCAAGUUAAUUCUCAACAUCAUUGAGUGUAUUGAAUCUCGAUUCGCUACAUUUAUUCAAGACAACAUAUUGAUGGCAGCUGACAUAUUUGAUCCAGCCAACUUGCCAACUGAACAGGGAGAUCUUGCCACAUAUGGGAACCACGAUGUGGAUUCACUGAUUGACCACUUUGAACAUAUCCUGUCUUCUCAAUGUGAUGCCAAUGCGGUACAUGGGGAAUGGAUGAUGCUGAAGUUGGAUCUCUCAAAACAUCACAAGACCAUGACAUAUGCAGCAAUCUGGGAAAAAAUGUUCACUGAAAAACAAAAUCUGUAUCCAAACAUCCUCCAACUUGUACAAAUCGUUCUGGUCUUGCCCGUCUCUACCUCUCAAGUUGAAAGGCAAUUCUCCUGCAUAAAGAGAAUACUGGGAGACUGGCGACUCAAUUUGAAAUUGAGCACUAUGGAGCAUCUUCUGAGAAUCUGCUCAGAUGGUCCGAAACCAGUGGACUUUGAUCCAUUACCUGCUGUAAUGAGAUGGAACAGCAGCAGUGUUUGUUCAAGGAGACCAGAUACGUCAUAA